Messenger RNA from Tremella mesenterica DSM 1558, 1933 nucleotides. RefSeq lists its product as uncharacterized. Gene Ontology annotation, biological process: phosphatidic acid biosynthetic process. The record is from RefSeq and is a predicted model, not a curated record. The transcript is spliced from 5 exons. The coding region runs from base 145 to 1419 and encodes 424 amino acids. Gene Ontology annotation, molecular function: ATP-dependent diacylglycerol kinase activity. NCBI's taxonomy places the organism in Eukaryota, Fungi, Basidiomycota, Tremellomycetes, Tremellales, Tremellaceae. Gene Ontology annotation, cellular component: endoplasmic reticulum membrane.
GGCUUUUCUCUCAACCUCGUCAUACAUCGCUAUACAACUCGUCAUCACCAUCACCUAUAUCAGUCACCUCCCACUUUGUCUUCUCUCUCUGUUGAUAGUGUCAUUUUACAGUCGACACUAUACCGACAAGUAUCUCGAAUCUCAAUGGCUCAAGCCCUUUCAGUAGCCCCGCAAGCAGUGCGGCUCUCACCAGCACGCGACCAUUUCUCUCCUUCUCCUAGACCAUCUCGUUCUUCCCUUUCCGCAUCUGUAUCUCCUCCUCCUCAACGUCCCCACGUGAGACACGCACCACACUCAACCACUGGACCUAGGUCUAGCUCUCGCUCAAAAAACGAAUACGAAAUGACCCUUUCCCAAAGGUCAACAAAGCCCAAUGGUAAACUCCCACUUUCGGAAGAACCAAAACGUUAUCAUCGCGAAACGAGUGUCGAUUCUGAUUCUUUCUCUCUCGAUGGGAAUGGCAGUAUACGUCGGAAGAUCAUCUCGGGUGCGCGCUCCGGGUCGGUGCGAUCUAGUAAAAGUCCUUACGCACAUUCCGAGGAUGGAAGUGUUUAUAAUGGUCUACCGACUUUAGAAACGGUCCAAGAUGAUCCGGAUAUACCCGUGGAGGGAACUAGUAAACCACCUCCACCAGCUCCAAGUGCUGCGACGGGACAUGGAGAUAGGCCAUUAACGAGGAAGAGAAGGAGUAGUUCUAUAAAGAGAAAACCUAGUCCGGGAGUGACUCCGAAGAACGUGGUGGAUUGGGAGAUUCCCAGAAAGACUCUACAUUCGUCGAUAGGAUUCCUCACUCUUUUGCUCAAUCAUCUGAACCCUCCAACCCUCCGUCCGCUCUUGACAGUCCUCACCACCAUCCUUGUCGGCGUAUCAACCGCGGAUAUCCUUCGGUUCCGUUAUCCAGCAUUCGCCGAGCUAUGGGAGCUCACUGUUGGGUUUCUCAUGCGAGAAAGUGAGAGACAAAAGGUCAAUGGGGUGAUAUGGUAUCUGGCUGGAGUCAUAUUUGUGCUUGCUUUGUAUCCAAGAGACGUAGCGGUAGUUUCUAUCCUCACUCUCUCGUGGUCAGAUACAACAGCUUCUACCAUCGGUCGUCUUUGGGGUCGGUAUACUCCACCAUUACCGGCCCAUUUCCCAGGUCUCAAACUCCUCCCUUUUGCGCCACGGAAAUCUCUCGCUGGCUUCUUAGCUGCCACGAUCACCGGUGUAUUCAUCUGUCUCGGCUUUUGGGCAAAGGGUUCGGGAGGUAAAUGGGCAGUGUUGGAAUCCGUUAUGGGACUGUUUGCUACCGCGGGGGUAGUAGGAGUUGGUGGAGCUGUUGUGGAAGCUUUGGACCUCGGAUUGGAUGACAACCUCACUUUACCCAUACUUUCCGGCGCCAUCACUUGGGUAUGGCUCAUAGCGACCAACGUCCUUCUGUCAUAAAUUCCAUCCUUUCACUCGUCCUCCCUCCAUCCCUAUUCUCAGUUGCCUUUUCCUUCCACCGACAAUCACAUUCUUCCUCGGGUCAUCACCGCCUUUUUCUCUCUUUUAUUGGGAAGUCACAUUUGCGCCAUGUUCACAUUCGACCCUGCGACUCUUCUCCUGCUAUUAUCUGCUCACUGCUCGUGCUUCUAGUUGCCUGCUACUUGUCAUAUACUCCUGUUCUUCACUCCUCUGUCCUCGAUCCUAAUCCCGCAUCUCACUCUGAAGACUUCCUAGUUUCUCAGAAUCGUCAACUCCCAAACAUGCGUUUUCUCCCCUCCUCCAUUAGACAUAAUUGAUAAAUUGUCCCAUUAUACACGGACACAAAUAGAGACUUCGGAAAGGAUAUACAGAUACCCUUUUACAUAGUGUCAGUCGUGUAAUAAUUCGGUUGGAUUGAUAGUGAUGAUGAUUUACGAAACCCGUUCCCCAAGACUAUAUAUAUUCAUUGGUGGAUGCAUGAUUUUCCUCAGAU